AUGGCCGCACCUACGGCUGAGACCGGCCUCCUGGCGUCGCCGUCGAGGAGGCGGCGGGUGGCAUGGCGGCAAGGCCCAAGGUCCUCGCUACGUCCGGGAGGAGAGGCGGCCUUGAAGACCCCACCGCAGCCCCCCAGCCCCGGAGGGGCCGUACUGCGCUGGCUGCGGGGCUUCGUGUUGCCCACCGCGGCCUGCCAGGAAGACGAGGACUACUUCAACUAUGAGAUCCUCUUCCAGGACCUUGACCGUAACGGGGACGGGGUGGUGGACAUCACUGAGCUGCGGGAAGGGCUGAAGAACUGGAGCUCCACGUUUGGCCUGCAGUCGGAGAAGGUGAUUGACCGAGAGGAGGUGGCACCGGGAGUCCGGACAGAUGUGGGGAGAGGGGUCUCGGUGCGAGCACUCUUCCUCUGGGAAGGUGCUCCCGAAUCCCCCACGCCUCCACUGUGCCUUGAAGACGUUCCCGACAUUUUUAAAGCUGGAGAUACCAAUGCUGAUUCAGGAUUGGACUUCGAAGAAUUUAUGCGAUACCUUAAAGACCAUGAGAAAAAAAUGAGGCUGGCGUUUAAUAGUCUGGACAAAAAUAAUGAUGGAGUAAUAGACAUUUCAGAACUAAUUGCUGCUUUGGAAUCACUGGGUGUACAUGUUUCUGAAGCUCAGGCAAAAAAUAUUCUACAAAGCAUUGAUAGUGAUGGGACAAUGACCAUCGACUGGGAUGAGUGGAAGUACUACUUUUUACUCCACCCCGCAGCAAGCAUCGAUGAAAUCGCUGGUUUCUGGAAGCGGUCCACUAUCAUUGACAUAGGGGAGAGCAUAGCUAUUCCAGAUGACUUCACUGAGCAGGAGAAGCGUUCUGGAGACUGGUGGCGGCGUUUGGUGGCAGGAGGAAUAGCUGGUGCGGUUUCCCGGACGUGCACGGCGCCUUUCGACCGCCUGAAACUCAUGAUGCAGGUUCAUAGUUCAGGGUCAAGAAAAAUGAGAUUCAUUGGUGGGUUUGAGCAGAUGGUAAAAGAAGGAGGAAUUCUUUCUCUUUGGCGAGGAAACGGUGCAAAUGUUUUUAAAAUUGCACCUGAGACGGCUGUCAAGAUUGGGGCUUAUGAACAGUAUAAGAAGUGGCUUAGCUUUGACGGUGCUAAAAUAGGAGUUAUUGAGAGAUUUAUAUCUGGUUCAUUGGCUGGCGUAACUGCUCAGACCUGUAUUUACCCCAUAGAGGUUAUAAAGACCAGACUGGCUUUAGGCAAAACUGGGCAGUAUUCAGGAAUUAUUGACUGUGGCAAGACGCUUCUGAAACAAGAAGGUGUUAGAACCUUCUUCAGAGGUUACAUCGCUAACGUGUUGGGCAUUAUACCUUAUGCAGGCAUAGAUCUUACUGUUUAUGAGCUGUUGAAAAACUACUGGCUGGAACACUACGCAGCCAACUCUGUGGACCCCGGGUUGAUGGUCCUGCUGGGCUGCAGCACACUGUCUCACACCAGCGGUCAGAUAGCCAGCUUCCCCCUGAACCUCGUCAGAACACGCAUGCAGGCGCAAGCACUGGAGGGUAAAGGAACGACCUCUAUGAUUCACCUCAUUCAGGACAUAUAUAACACAGAAGGAAAAAGCGGGUUUUUCAGGGGGCUCACCCCCAACGUCAUAAAAGUGCUGCCUGCGGUCAUCAUCGCCUGUGUGGCUUAUGAAAAAGUGAAAGGAUAUUUUGGACUGAGUUAGAGGUGAAACGCGAAAUUGUCGUCAUCACCGUGGUCACUGAACUGUGAGGUAACACCUGGGUUGUAAAGAGAAACCGGUCUCUUCCUGAAAGGAAAAAGUAUCAAAUAAUUGUUGAAGCACUCUCUUUAUU
This is a messenger RNA of Artibeus jamaicensis (Jamaican fruit-eating bat), 1837 nucleotides long. Its product is annotated as calcium-binding mitochondrial carrier protein SCaMC-1-like. The record is from RefSeq and is a predicted model, not a curated record. Bases 1 to 1707 code for a protein of 568 amino acids. NCBI's taxonomy places the organism in Eukaryota, Metazoa, Chordata, Mammalia, Chiroptera, Phyllostomidae. The transcript has 11 exons. Gene Ontology annotation, cellular component: mitochondrial inner membrane. Gene Ontology annotation, molecular function: ATP transmembrane transporter activity; calcium ion binding. Gene Ontology annotation, biological process: transmembrane transport.